Messenger RNA from Pecten maximus, 906 nucleotides. RefSeq names its product extensin-2-like. The coding region runs from base 1 to 906 and encodes 301 amino acids. The record is from RefSeq and is a predicted model, not a curated record. Lineage: Eukaryota; Metazoa; Mollusca; Bivalvia; Pectinida; Pectinidae. The transcript has 2 exons.
AUGUCAGGGAGUAAACAACAGAUGAGAUGGCAAUCUACCAUAGACGUCAGCACUCAAGGUCAAAGACUUCAGUACACUCCCAGCCCAAAGAUUUCAGUACUCUCCCAGGCCAAAGACUUCAGUACACUCCCAGCCCAAAGACUUCAGUACACUCUCAGUCCAAAGACUUCAGUACUCUCCCAGGCCAAAGACUUCAGUACACUCCCAGCCCAAAGACUUCAGUACACUCCCAGUCCAAAGACUUCAGUACUCUCCCAGUCCAAAGACUUCAGUACACUCCCAGUCCAAAGACUUCAGUACUCUCCCAGUCCAAAGACUCCAGUACACUCCCAGUCCAAUGACUUCAGUACACUCUCAGUCCAAAGACUUCAGUACUCUCCCAGGCCAAAGACUUCAGUACACUCCCAGCCCAAAGACUUCAGUACACUCCCAGUCCAAAGACUUCAGUACUCUCCCAGUCCAAAGACUUCAGUACACUCCCAGUCCAAAGACUUCAGUACUCUCCCAGUCCAAAGACUUCAGUACACUCCCAGUCCAAUGACUUCAGUACACUCUCAGUCCAAAGACUUCAGUACUCUCCCAGGCCAAAGACUUCAGUACACUCCCAGCCCAAAGACUUCAGUACACUCCCAGUCCAAAGACUUCAGUACUCUCCCAGUCCAAAGACUUCAGUACACUCCCAGUCCAAAGACUUCAGUACUCUCCCAGUCCAAAGACUUCAGUACACUCCCAGUCCAAAGACUUCAGUACACUCCCAGCCCAAAGACUUCAGUACACUCCCACCCCAAAGUCUUCAGUACACUCCCAGUCCAAAGACUUCAGUACACUCUCAGUCCAAAGACUUCAGUACACUCCCAGCCCAAAGUCUUCAGUACACUCCCAGCCCAAAGACUUCAAGAAAAAUGA